Messenger RNA from Andrographis paniculata, 1020 nucleotides. RefSeq lists its product as uncharacterized. The transcript has 5 exons. The record is from RefSeq and is a predicted model, not a curated record. Lineage: Eukaryota; Viridiplantae; Streptophyta; Magnoliopsida; Lamiales; Acanthaceae. Bases 373 to 882 code for a protein of 169 amino acids.
ACAAACAGGUUGAACAGCAGUCUUUAAUUUUUAUAAAGCACUUGCCAUCUACUUUUCAAAGUCUUGCAGACGAAGCAUUCGCAAGUUGUACAUUCCGCUAUAGGAGCUUGUACCUGCGGAGGGGUGUUUGCCGUUACGAAUCGUUUCGUGGAAUUACAAGGUUGUUUCCUGAUUUAACAUGUACGAUACGUGACGCCACCCAAACAGCCCUUCUAAUGGGCACUACUUUGGUGGUUCGUCGUCAUUAUUGUUUCUUGCCGUGGAAGAGUCAUCGGAGGCGGUGUGUUAGUUCUGGAUUUCUUAUUGAUACUGAUUGUGUCGCCGUUUCCAUGGAGUAUGCGCAAUUCGUGUGAUUCAACCGCUGCUUGAGGUAUGGAUUCUGAUCAUGAGUUUCCCCCGAUGUUUCGUGCUAGAGAAUCGGAUGAAAAUGGAGGCCCGAAGAUAUCGGUCUCUGGCGGCCUGAAUAGUUUGCAACACUUGGUGGUGGAUAUCGAACCUUUUUCUCAUCUUUCAGUGGACGAAACGGAUGCGAAUUCGAGAACUGAUUUGCAGAGACACCUUUCGGGAAGAAGCGGCGGGAAGAGAAUCAGUCCAACGUCGCCAUCCGCUAUUAUAUGUGAAGGUAGUGUCCCUGAAAUCCCAAUGGUUGCAGCCAUCCCCCAUGUCCAUCACCAAAUCACUGUCAAGAAUGAUUCAUUGUCAGAAAGCAAAUGCAGAGGCAAAAGAUCUAGGUUCCGUCGUUCUUCCUCUACUUUGUUGUUUGUUAAUCCCAGAAGGAUACUUAUCCUCUUUGCUACUUUGUCAUGCCUGGGAACAAUGUUGCUGAUCUAUUUCACACUGUCCGUUGGAAAGCUUAACACAGACGACAUGGAUCUAAAUUGACAAAUUACAUGAAACUUGGAAGGUGCAUGGAGGGGCACGUAGGCAGCAGCAUGAGUGGGGAUGUCUGGGAAGUAGGCACAGAGAGAACAGAAUCCUUUUGGCAUUGUCUCAUUCUGUAAGAACACACACACAUUUGAA